Mycetomoellerius zeteki is the source of this 541-nucleotide messenger RNA. RefSeq lists its product as uncharacterized. The record is from RefSeq and is a predicted model, not a curated record. NCBI's taxonomy places the organism in Eukaryota, Metazoa, Arthropoda, Insecta, Hymenoptera, Formicidae. The transcript has 3 exons. Bases 81 to 482 code for a protein of 133 amino acids.
ACGUGGGAUAGAGAACGUGAGGACGUCUCUGCGGGAUUCCCUCCGCCACUUAUGGGAAUGCGAUACGAGCUUUUCGUCGGAUGCUCUCUUGCGUUUUCGCAUUGUUACGCAACCGUCCUUCUCGCGUCCGCGUCACCCUCGUGCACUCUGACAAAGGGAAUCAAUGUCAAUGCGCGCUGCCGUGCCAUGUACACGCUCCGGAGAGGACAAGGAAACAAAAUUGUCUGUAUCAUACUCGAUCAGAUAUGCGAAGUAAAGUGACGGUAAGGAUAUCACGACGAAUGCGAAUCGGUGCAACUUAUUGUCCCAUCAGCAAGAUCGAACGAUCGCGGCUCUUUAGAACGAAUCAGGAGGGUUUCUUGAACGUCACAUUAUGGUGUCAACGACUUCAUCGUGGACCACAAACCGCUGGCAUCCGUGUAUCGAGAAUGAAUGGCGUCGCGACGGGUGGCAGGGAGGCGUAUACAACUCGAAUAAAAUAAUUUUCAGAAUUAGAAGAAAAUAAAAAGUAAAUUGAAGUUAGCAUUUUUAUAGGACGGGA